This is a messenger RNA of Papilio machaon (common yellow swallowtail), 1500 nucleotides long. RefSeq lists its product as uncharacterized. The record is from RefSeq and is a predicted model, not a curated record. NCBI's taxonomy places the organism in Eukaryota, Metazoa, Arthropoda, Insecta, Lepidoptera, Papilionidae. The transcript has 16 exons. The coding region runs from base 1 to 1500 and encodes 499 amino acids.
AUGACUAAUAUAAAAAUUAUUUCAUAUCAAAUACCUACUGAUUGCGGCCAUGAUUACAAACAGUAUAUAAUAUGUCCUUAUACACCGGGAGGUGAAGACGUCCAAGCGGGUAGUGUGCUUCUACCCGCUACACGACGCGGUAGAUACCUCGCUAAUAUAGUCAGGAGACAAGCUGUGGAUGGUACCGGUAUAAAAUUCAACAAGGAUGCAGAUCGGAUAAACGCAGAAGCAAAGAAGAAAGUCGACGUACUAUCAGAAGAGUUACUACCAUAUAUAAUAGCGGAACAAGAACGUCGUACGACAUUAUAUCGCCGUAUCAUGACUGCGAUACAGAAUGGAGAGAAAGGUGUUACUAUAGCUGAGAUUAGAAAUAAACCUCCUCUUAUUAUACGUAAAGGUCUUAUGUACCGUUGUCCAGCAAAUCGUGCCCCCAAAGAACCGGACGGUACUGGAAUAUUGAUGUGUGAAGACGAUAUAGAACCGGCUCAAGUUAUGUACGACUCAUGUCUCAGCGCAGAGGAUAAAGACCUUUACGUCGCUGAGAAUAAAUAUUUCUUUUGUAAUAGGCAUAAGAUAGAAGGACCAGAUCUCCCGCGGAACGGCUCAACUGUGAUUGGCUGCGCGCCCAUAGAGCGCACCUCACUCAACUACACUAGCGCCAAAUGUGCGUUAGAGGAUACUGACGAUGUUGUAGUACAUUACAGAUAUUAUCCGGAUAGGACGUACAAAUUCGUAACCGAAUUAGACCCGGACCACGAGGUCUGUGAUCACUGGAACCCUUGUCAGAUUGGAUAUAUCUAUUCCUUACCUUCACCAGACCAAGCGGUGCAGGCUAAUGAAUUAUGGCUUUUUUUAGAGGAUAGUUUAGAAGAAUGGGUUCCACCAACUGCUAGGAACUACACAAGUAGUGCUCGCAAGAUAAUUAUACCGGAAGGCUAUGAAUUCCAUCGCAUCAAACAUUCCAAUCUACUGAGAAACUCGGGAACUUCUGUGUUACCAGCUAAAUACUACACCGCGAAUGUAUCAGGCAACACUGUUACGAUUACAUUAAACUUUCCCACCUGGUCCAAUACUCAUGUAGGACCAUUCUUCGCCAGUUUUAUCAAACCCGGAACAAAAAGGGAGAAGGUUCUAAAAUUUUUGACCUUAUCUUCAAGUGGCAUGACUAUAACACCAAAAUCAAUAGAAUUGCUUCACGGACAGCGUGUUAAUAGUACAGUUGUACCUUUUAAAUGCAAUCGCUGUAGACUGUUGAAUCUGAUGGUGCGAGCAUCUGACGGCAACGUCUACAAUGUUGACAGCUCUAGGCAUAGAGUUAAAGAGUUUAUUGACAGAGAAGGCAAGCCGCGACAAUUUCUCGAGAUAGAUCUAGAAGGUAUGAAGCCCCAGGACUUUGGUGAUUACUUCCUUGUGAUCCAGAAUGGUGAUGGUCUCGAAGAGAGAGUUAAAGGUCUCACAGUGUUAUCUCCAGAAAACGGUAAUUACGGCUUCGAUUUAUAA